AUGGCCGCGUCCGAUGACUUUCCGUGUAUCCUAACAAUCGACACUCCCUUUCCUACCCACCGCCUAGCCAGCGCCGCAAUCCGCACUCUUUCCGUCGAUCAAGAACUCUCCCCUCUGGUCCGUCGCGACUUUUCGCUCCACCGUCCGUCAGAUGCCCCUCCAAAAGCGCUAGAGACUGAUCCUCUUCGCGCCUCGCUUUUGACCAAUGCCGCUCCUACCGCUUCGCUAGACGCUGUUCAAUCGACACAGCCUACGUCUGACGAGGAAGAUGCCACAGUACUACGCACUAUCUACCGCGCAACUACCAAUCGAAUGCUCCGUGUCUCGGUGAAUGGCUUCUUUGAAAGUCUCAAUGUCGUGCUGCAGGUCAUGCAGGAACUUGACGUCGAUGUACUCCAGGACAAAGGUCUCGAGGAUCUUGAAGGCGCCCAGGGUGUUGAGCAGGGCAUGAUUGGAACCACACUGACUGGCGCUUGA
Aureobasidium subglaciale EXF-2481 is the source of this 477-nucleotide messenger RNA. RefSeq lists its product as uncharacterized. Bases 1 to 477 code for a protein of 158 amino acids. Gene Ontology annotation, cellular component: EKC/KEOPS complex. The record is from RefSeq and is a predicted model, not a curated record. Lineage: Eukaryota; Fungi; Ascomycota; Dothideomycetes; Dothideales; Saccotheciaceae. The transcript is spliced from 2 exons.